Frankliniella occidentalis (western flower thrips) is the source of this 2282-nucleotide messenger RNA. RefSeq lists its product as uncharacterized. The transcript has 4 exons. Lineage: Eukaryota; Metazoa; Arthropoda; Insecta; Thysanoptera; Thripidae. The record is from RefSeq and is a predicted model, not a curated record. Gene Ontology annotation, molecular function: protein binding. Bases 347 to 1798 code for a protein of 483 amino acids.
GUACCUAAAUAACAUUUAUGACAAUAUGAAAGGAUGAUUAAAUGUACCAAGUAAUUUCAUUAGGUAAAUUUGAAAUUGGAAAUUAGGUCCUUUUUUAGUGAAUCCAGCGAGCACUUUGUCUGUACGGCUCCUUCUCUGGUAUAUCAAAGAUGUGACCAACCCGACUAUGGAACAUCACGCCCCCAGGAUGUAAGCAGAAGCCAAGGACCUGCUCUGGAAGUUCGCCAGUUAAUGCAGCAGAUUGGUUGAAACGCCCCGGUGCACGCUUAGUCAUAAGAAGUGUCCGGCAUAGUGCGCGCUGCGUCUGCGUCUGUGAUUUGGAGGUUAUCGAAGGACUCGUUGCGACAUGGAGAGGUUGCCAGACCGUUUCCUGGUGAUGGUGCUGCAGCACCUGGACUACAAGGAGCUGUUCGCUUGCCGCGUCACCUGUAAGAGGAUCCACGCCGCGGCCCUGGAUCCCGCCGUGUGGCGCCACCGCAGCGCCGGUGAGGAGGAGACGGUCCGCUGGCUGCGCCCAGUGCUCCGCUUUGCGCCGUGCCUCGCCAAGCUGGAGGUCAACUACCCGCCGGUGUACCCGGGCACGCCGACCCGACUCCCGUACGACACCACCAAGUGCGCCGUGGAGACGCUCAACAUGGGUAUGGACGGCUUUGUGAGCAUAGCUGACGUGCUUCUCGCCGCCAAGAUCAUCCGAAACCAGGAGAAGCUGGGUCGCCUGAAGCACCUGGAGGUGGAGUUCCAAGAGGACUGCACCGUCGUGGACUCCAGCCAGGCCGUCCUGUUCAAGACGGCGCUCUCGACGUCCACCCUGGAGAGCCUGGAGCUGGCCGGGUGGCCUACAGAGGACGCGGCCAAUAUCGUUUUCGAGAGUGUGGUGCGCGUUCAGAUGCCGCCCCUGAAGUCGAUCAAGUGUGAUCUGGCCGUGCACAUGAAGCCCUUCAUCAAUCUCGUUCUAGACAAGCUCGCCAACACCCUGGAGAAGGUCAACUUCCACUCGUAUGUGUACCCCGAUGACCCUAACAUGUGUCUUGCUACCGAGAUGUCCUCGCCGACGGUGACUCUGCUGGCGGGCAUGCCAAACUUGCGGUGGCUGGACUGUCCCCCGUUUGCCGGCAUCGAGGUCUUGGGCAGAUGCAAGUCGCUCAGAGAAAUCACCAUCACCAUGCAGGAAGAGUGGAACGCUGGCCUCCAGGGCGUCGCCAGGUUCCUCCGCCAAGCCACCCAUCUGCGCAAAGUCUGCCUGAUGCACCGCACCGCGGUAGAGAAGCCCAGUAGCCCCGGCGUGGACCUUGUCCUUGCGCUGGCCUCGUCAAAGGAGUCGGAAGUCGAGGAGCUCCGCGUGAGUAACUUCUUCAAACUGUCUGACGCCACCAUGCCCCACCUCAAGCCGUUACUCAGUGCCCUGCCCAUGCUGCCGAACCUGCGUCUGCUCUGGCUGGAAGAGGCUGCGGACGCGUUCCUGACGGCCAUCACCCCCACCAACGCACCCGCCCUGCGGUGCCUGCGACUGAUACCAUCGUUCAGGUCCGUGAUGAGCAGUGACUGCUCCCACGCUUGGGUCCACAAGAAGGCAGCCCAAACGCUGCUUUCAAAGAACCCCUCCCUGCAUGUGCGUCUGGACUUUCCUCCCUGCGAGAAGAAACGCGAACGUUGCAAGUUUUGUCGCCUUAGCUGCCACAAAGCUUUGAGGCGCGUUUCCGCUUGGAAAGACUCUGUUGGACUCUUCGCGCACCCUGAAAACGAUUGUCCCGCACCUGAUUUUCACACGAAAUCUAACUUUGUGUGGAUUGAAAUGUGAGUGAUUUUUGUUUUGAACUAGUGAGGGUUUCUACUAAGUAUUCUAAUUAUCCUUUCGUGCAGGCAGUGCAGGCAUGUGCCUCCAAGUUAUUUUGGUGAUCUAGUUUUCUUUUCUUCUGUAUUAUUGUUAAUUUUAGUUUACUUUUGCUGGAGCCUAUCAUUACUACUUUUCUUGUUUGACGACUUGUAGAAUAUUUUUGUUUAUUUUUGCUGGAGCCUAUCAUUAAUACUUUUCAUGUUUAAUUUGAUUUCUGUUCGAACCCUUAUUUCGCUAUAUAUAGUCGGGCUGAUCAUUCAUCAUGUAAGGUGUUACAUGCGAAAAGCUUAUGUAUUCCGAUAACCUUUCAACUUGUUAAUACAUUGCAUUUCCUAUAAACCCUGUUUUUAAGAAGAGAAUGUAUUAAUGCUUGGACCUCUGGCUUUGGUUAACUUCUUUGUUUCCGUUAUCAAUAAAAAUCAUCAGAGCUUGCUCCUGUUUGAGAUUA